Molecule: messenger RNA, 1326 nt
Organism: Hylaeus volcanicus
Lineage: Eukaryota; Metazoa; Arthropoda; Insecta; Hymenoptera; Colletidae
Exons: 3
Coding region: 1-1326 (441 amino acids)
Source: RefSeq, a predicted model, not a curated record
AUGUCGCCCUAUGGGGCGAAAUCAACGAGAAAUUACGAUUAUACUGGUUGCAAAAAAAUCCAGAUUCAUGCAACAAUAAGGACAAAAAUUUCUCAAAAUCUGCACGAGUUUAUCAAGAAGGAAUUAAACCAAAAUCUUGCUUUUCGAGGUGACAAUGAACGAUUCGGAUCUAGUCAUAAUGGCAAUUACUUAGGUAUUUUAGAAUUACUAAGCGAAUAUGACCCUUUGCUUAAAGAGCACAUUAACAUCUACGGAAAUAAAGGACAUGGAGUAACGUCAUACUUAUCAGCAAUUAUUUGUAAGGAAUUUAUAGUCCUUAUGGGGGAAAAAGUUCUUGCUUGCAUUAUAACUGAGUUAAAGAAGUCAAAAGAUUAUUCUUUUUCUGUGGAUUCUACGCCAGACAUUACUCAUCUGGAUCAAUUAACGUUCACCGUACGUUACGUUACAGAUCAAGGGCCUAUUGAACGUUUUUUAAUGUUCGUUCCCAUAGAAGGACAUAAUGCUGAACACUUAACCGAAGUUGUAGUCAAAUUUUUCAAACAUAAUGAUAUUGAUAUAAAUGACUGUAGAGGUCAAUCCUAUGAUAAUGCAUCGAAUAUGUCUGGGCGAUAUUCAGGACUAUGGCAGAAAAUAUUGUCAUAUUUAGGGACCAAAAAAAAAGUUGCUAAAUCGCUAUCCGUUACUCGAUGGUCAGCUCGAAUCGAUGCGAUCGCAGGUCUUUAUAUAAGCUAUCCCGAUAUUACUAGAGUUCUAGAUGAUCUAUCCGAGGACGAUACGCAGUCUAACGAGACAAGAAUUGAAGCUAAGUCUAUUUUAAAGCAAAUGAAAAAAUUUGAAAAUGUCUUUAUGACUGUAGUUUGGUACGAAAUUCUGACACGUAUUAAUGAUACGUCUAAAAAUUUACAGAGAGAAAAUAUGGAUUUGUAUAUUGCAUGCAGUCUUUUGAAUUCCUUAGAACUGUACUUAUCGGAUAUUAGGGAAAAAUUUAAUGCGUUUUUAGAAAAAGCAAAAAGCUUUACUGAUAUUUACGAAACUGAAUCUACAUCUGAUCCAAUAAAUAGAAGGAGAAGCGUAAAACUUACUCGCUUUGAAGGACAGAGUGAAGACACGCAAUUAACUGGAGAUGACAGGCUCAAAAUAGAGGUUUUUUAUCGAGUAAUCGAUUCGCUUUGUUCCAAUUUAAGAACUAUAAAAGCUGGUUACGAAACGAUGAAUGAUGAUUUUAAGUUUUUCAUUGCUCUACCAGAUAUGAAGUAUGAAGAAAUAAAAGAAUGCUGUGAAAAACUUGCCAAAACAUAUGAUCAAGACAUCGCUGCAGCAACUUAA